GAGGCUGUUGCCCAGACACGGGAACGGAGAGGAUGUUUACACUCAAGGAAGAGAAUGACAGACCGGCUUUGGUGGGAGCCUGGAAUCCAUCCCUACUACAGACAGGGGAAGCAAGGCGAGGUGCGGCAAAGAAGGGGCAGUGUUAAUAUGGCAGAAUAACCAUGGGAGACUGGAAUUUCCUUGGAGGCAUUUUAGAGGAGGUCCACAUUCACUCCACUAUUAUUGGAAAGAUCUGGCUAACAAUCCUGUUCAUAUUUCGAAUGCUUGUCCUUGGAGUGGCAACCGAGAAUGUUUGGAAUGAUGAACAAUCAGAAUUUAUAUGCAAUACUGAGCAGCCUGGUUGCAGAAACGUGUGCUAUGACGAGGCCUUUCCCAUCUCUCUCAUAAGAUACUGGGUCUUGCAAGUUAUAUUUGUGUCUUCCCCUUCCUUGGUGUAUAUGGGUCAUGCCUUAUACAGACUAAGAGCCUUGGAAAAAGAGAGGCAAAAAAAGAAAGCUCAGGUAAAGGUGAAACUUGAAAGCACUGAAUUGGAAAUGACUGAAAAUCGUAAAAGACUGGAGAGAGAACUCCGGCAAUUGGAUCAAAGAAAGCUCAACAAAGCCCCCCUAAGGGGCUCUCUGCUCUGCACUUACGUGAUACAUAUUUUUACGAGAUCUGCAGUGGAAGUUGGCUUUAUGAUUGGGCAGUAUCUUCUUUACGGUUUUCACUUAGAUCCCCUUUAUAAAUGUCAGAGAGACCCAUGUCCAAACACAGUUGACUGCUUUGUAUCUAGACCGACAGAAAAGACAGUGUUUCUAUUAUUCAUGCAAUCAAUAGCAACUGUAUCAUUGCUUUUAAGUAUUCUAGAAAUUAUCCACUUAGGAUUCCGGAAAAUUAAAAUGGGACUCUGCGAGCAGAAUAAAAACAAGGAUGACUCUGACAAUUUCUACACAAACAAAUCUAAGAAAUAUUCUGUGAUACCGCAGUCUUCUUUGGCAAUAUCCACCAGCCCUCAGAAAACACUUCCUUGUGCUCUUAGCAGUUACACCUUUUUGAUGGAAAAGCAAACUGACACUAUGCUCUACCCAGUUUUAAAUUCUCCUUCCGUGUUUCAGUCUGUGCAAAAUAACCGUACAGAAAGCAGCAGCAACUACACCCAUUGCAAUCAGGAAAACAAAUCCCCGAAGAGGAGGCCAGCUACAAAUGCUUUAGACAAUCGGACUCAAAAUGCUAGCACAAAUAACAACGAAGGCUUUGGCAAGCUUUGGACUGAGAUGCAUGAUGCACAAGAAGAGGCUGAAAAGAAACAUUUUCUUCUUGUUCCUCAGAAUGCAGACACAGCUUCAAACAGGUACUUGAGAAGCUUUGCUGAGAUGCCAUCUCAAACUUCAUUGCAACCUGAUACAACUUUUCCUAGUACUGCUUUUAGACGACAGGCAAUGGUUGAGAGCACAGGAGCACCAACAAAUUCUCUUCCAAAGAACAGUGACAGAAGACAAAGCAGUUUCAGCGGAAACAAAGCCCAAAUUCCUUACAAUGCUGAUGUAAAAAAUUCCAGCCGACCAGACACGUCUGAUUCUAUGGGGGUCGUGAGCUCAGAAUCUACACAAAGCAGAAACUGGAGUAGUCCAAAGCUUCUCUCCCUGUCUAGGCAGCAGUCCCUGUCAAGUAAUGCCAGCAGUAGGCGUGCCCCCACUGAUCUCCAAAUAUAGGGUGAGUUACAUGGGCUGCACGAUGCUGGGAUAAUCCCUGAGCAGGGACGUGCUAGCAGAAAAAGAGCCAAAACCCCUAAAAGACUCUUUUGCUUGUAGCAGCAACAUUAAUUUGGUCCUGUCCACAUAAGAAACACCCACUAGAACUAUUAAAACUAUUCGCUGUAGAUUUCUCUCCAGCAAGUAUCCUUUCCAUUUCUAGUUUUGUUCUAUGUGUAUACAUAAAUACAGCCCUACACAAUUGUGUUUGCACUGUAAAAUUUCAGAUUGUGCAAUAUACUGGAACGUACAUAAAUGUAUAGUGUGACUUAGGCAAGUUAAUGCUGCUGCUGUGGCUUUGAUUCUUGCAUUUCUUGAUGCUUAAGAUUCUGUGGGCAAUAGCUCC
Hirundo rustica (Barn swallow) is the source of this 2076-nucleotide messenger RNA. RefSeq names its product gap junction protein alpha 9 (gene GJA9). Bases 162 to 1691 code for a protein of 509 amino acids. The transcript is spliced from 3 exons. NCBI's taxonomy places the organism in Eukaryota, Metazoa, Chordata, Aves, Passeriformes, Hirundinidae. Gene Ontology annotation, cellular component: connexin complex. The record is from RefSeq and is a predicted model, not a curated record. Gene Ontology annotation, biological process: cell communication.